Molecule: messenger RNA, 1650 nt
Organism: Rhea pennata
Lineage: Eukaryota; Metazoa; Chordata; Aves; Rheiformes; Rheidae
Gene: ARX
Product: aristaless related homeobox
Exons: 5
Coding region: 63-1610 (515 amino acids)
Biological process (GO): regulation of transcription by RNA polymerase II
Molecular function (GO): RNA polymerase II transcription regulatory region sequence-specific DNA binding; DNA-binding transcription factor activity, RNA polymerase II-specific
Source: RefSeq, a predicted model, not a curated record
CAAGAGCGGCGCGGCGGCGGCUCAGUCCCCCCGUGACGGGCGUCCCGCGCGGCCGCGCCGCCAUGAGCGGCGCCUACCCGGAGCCCGAGGGCUGCGCCGAGCGCCCCGACGGCAAGAGCAAGUCGCCCACGCUGCUCUCCUCCUACUGCAUCGACAGCAUCCUGGGCCGCCGCAGCCCCUGCAAGGUGCGGCUGCUGGGCGCCGCGCCCGGCCUGCCGCCGCCGCCCGCCCGCCCCGCCGACGACGCGGCCGCGCAAGGGCAAGGGCCCCCCAAGGGCAGCCCCCCCUUCGAGCCGGCCGAGCUGCACCUGCCGCCGAAGCUGCGGCGGCUCUACGGGCCGGGCGGGGGGCGGCUGCUGCCGCCGGGGGCGGCGGGCCCGCCGCGGGGGGACCGGCCCGACGGGCGGCCGGAGGGGGGCGCCGCCGCCGCCGCUGCCCCCUGGGACACGCUGAAGAUCAGCCAGGCGCCGCAGGUCAGCAUCAGCCGCAGCAAGAGCUACCGCGAAAACGCGCCCUUCGUGGCGCCGCCGCCCGCCCUCGACGAGCUGGGCAGCGCCGCGGCGCACGUCGAGGAGCGGCCGGGCCCCGCCGCGCCGCCCGCCGAGGAGGAGGACGACGACGAAGACGAGGACGAAGAGAUGCUGGAGGAGGAGGACGAGGAGGAAGAGGAGCUGGAGGACGAAGAGGAGGAGGAGCUGCUGGGCGAGGAGGGCGGCGGGCUUCUCAAGGAGGGCCGUCGGGGCGCCGCCGCGGCCCCCGGCGCCGAGGGCGGCGAGCUGUCGCCCAAGGAGGAGCUGCUGCUGCACCCCGAGGACGGCGAGGGCAAGGAUGGCGAGGAGAGCGUGUGCCUCUCGGCCGGCAGCGACUCCGAGGAGGGGCUGCUCAAGAGGAAGCAGCGGCGCUACCGCACCACCUUCACCAGCUACCAGCUGGAGGAGCUGGAGAGGGCCUUCCAGAAAACCCACUACCCCGACGUCUUCACCAGGGAGGAGCUGGCCAUGAGGCUCGACCUGACCGAGGCCCGAGUGCAGGUAUGGUUCCAGAACCGUAGGGCUAAGUGGCGGAAGAGGGAAAAGGCUGGGGCUCAGACACACCCCCCAGGUUUGCCUUUCCCUGGUCCCCUGUCAGCAACUCACCCCCUCAGUCCCUACCUUGAUGCUAGUCCUUUCCCUCCUCAUCACCCAGCUCUAGACUCCGCCUGGACUGCCGCCGCCGCCGCCGCCGCCGCGGCCGCCGCCUUCCCCAGCCUGCCGCCGCCGCCGCCCGGCUCCGCGGCGCUGCCCCCCGGCGGGACCCCGCUCGGCCUCGGCACCUUCCUGGGCGCGGCCGUGUUCCGGCACCCCGCCUUCAUCAGCCCCGCCUUCGGCAGGCUCUUUUCCACCAUGGCCCCCCUGGGCAGCGCCUCCAGCGCGGCAGCGCUGCUGCGGCAGCCGGCGCCGGCCGCCGAGGCCGCGGUGGCCUCCGCAGGGCUGGGGGACCCGGCCAGCGCCGCCGCGGACCGGCGCGCCUCCAGCAUCGCCGCCCUGCGGCUGAAGGCCAAGGAGCACGCCGCGCAGCUCACGCAGCUCAACAUUAUCCCUGGGAACAGCACGGGGAAAGAGGUGUGCUAAGGCAAGGCUGCGGGUCUUUUUUUUUUUUUUUUUUUUUUUU